ACCUUCUCCCUUCGCACUACCUGUUCCGUUCGUGACGACGUGCUCGGAUCUUGGAAUUCCAGUUUUGUUUUCCCCUCCAUCCCCUCCCCAAUAUCUAUCUAUCGAAUGCUGAUAAAGUUGUUUGGAAACUGCCAACAGAACAGUACUACAGCAUACAGCUGUUGAAUGUUGAAGUUGAAUUAGUUGAAUUAGUUGCAAUAAUUUAAAAAGUCCAAGCUAGGGGAAGACUGAUUGUGUUGUUUCCAGUGUAUAGAUGCUUACAGUGAUAAUGGAUAGCCAGGAAAGCACACCCAUCUCCGCCUGCGAAGAAAACUCUUCAACUAAUGAACAUGAAGGAUUCAUCAAAAAGUUAUCCACGAAAUUCAACUACGAUUAUCACACCUUCUGGGACAAAAUACCAAAAGCGAAAGUAAUGAUCCAAAAUCAGUCAACGAUCGUAACAGCUAGCAAAGAUCUAGUCGCCGGAUUGUUCUUGAAAAAGAAAUGUAACGAGAUCAUGUCGCUUGCUUUGGACUUGUCGUUUUAUGUGAAACAAACACCAACUGAAACUUCUUUCGUUUACGAGAAAGUAUCGCCGUUUGUUUCCUCAUCUCUGCAUGAAAAAAACGAUCAUUCCGCUGAAGUAAUGAUCGAUCUUUCGCCUAAAGGAUGGUACGAUCAAUGGAUAAAUAAAACAGGGUCCCAGAUCUCAAAUGGCUUCAAACAACGAUUUCUGGAUGUAUUCAACAAACCUGAAAACGAAGCCACUAUAUCUUUCCUAGGACCGUGGUUGGCUACAGUUCUUUUAAGACUGGAAAAACAUCAUCCAUCUCACGUUGCCAACAAAAUCACAAAACUUUUUAAACAUGCAGAUAUCACAACUCACCUAAAUCGAAGCGUUAUUUUUCUAGAUAACACAUCGAUGGAAGAAUGGGAACUUUUGUUGAAGAGGUUUUCGAAAGUAUCUCUCGACAAACAGAAGAGAAAUGCUCUUUAUCGAGCUAUGCUUGAAAUUAAAAAGGAAAACGAGAACAUUUGUGGAAUACUGAAUUUUACUACUCUACAAACCUUUUUCUUGGGCGGAAUGACACUGGUAACGCUUAUAGAAAAACUUUACGAUACUAUCGCACACAGCUGUACAAACUUAGCGGAAAUGUUGGAGUUACUUGAAAUUGAAACCCUGGAUACAAAGGAGUCAUGGCGGACGUACGUCGAGUUCAAAGUACUCAUGAAUACUUUUUCAAAAGAUGAAAGAUAUUUUACGUGUUAUGCUCGAGCCUUCGAUUCCGAAGUAUUCGAAGAUUUGACCUAUGCCAAGAAUAUGAAACUUUGCAAUCGUUUAGCUGUAUUGGAUGAUAUAGCCGUGCAUCCCCAAGUCAGUCGAUAUUCUGUUUCAAAUAUCGGUCCUGCCUACAAACAACUCAUUUCCAACAGGAAGAACGUCGAGUUGCUGACGAAUGAUGAUUUCAGGUUCUGUCACAAUGCUGCAGAGAAUGCCAGUUUGAAAAGCGCGAUGGAGGGGGGUUUUGUUUGUGAUUUCGUCGUUAAAUGUUCUAAAGAAAGAGCACAAGAACAACAAAAAAUUGCAGACGAAGCGUUGAAAAAUGCGCAAUUUGAGCAGAUGCUUGCUGACAAAUAUCGUUCGUUUGCCGAAGAAGAGGAAAAAAAGUUUCGAUGUUUGGAAAGUAUGGGAAUAGAACAAACAGCGUUUGCUCAAAUCGUUAAAUGGGAUGAAAUUUCGAAAAAUAAAGCUCCAUGGAAACCGCCUAAAUUUGGAUUUGGAUCUCUCAAACUCGAAGAAAAGUCUGAGGGUACUGAUACAAAAGAUGCUUCAUCAAAAACAUAUGAACCUGAUUUUAAUUUUUCCGACGAUGAAUCAUCAGAAGCAUUUGUAUUGGAAUUGCCUCAACUCGGAGAACAAGAACGGAAUUUCGACAAAGCAGAUCAAGCAGAUGCAGAGGACGUAGUUGAUUUCAAAUUAGGCCUGUCCGAACCUGAAGAACAGGAAGAAAAGUUAGAUAAUGCAGAUUCGAAUGAUUCUUUAUCUGCUAUGUUCGCUGAAUGGGAAGAAAUAUCGAAAAAUAAAGCUCCAUUAGAGCCAUAUGAAUUUGAUUUAACGUUGCUUUGAAUUAUUUUUGCUUAAUUUAGGUGUUUAUUGUUUUUCUCUCCUUUUUUAAAAAAUGAUUUUAAUGUAUGUUAUGUAGGUAUCUACGAUUGAUAAACGGUUUUUUUGAGAUUAA
Messenger RNA from Planococcus citri (citrus mealybug), 2219 nucleotides. RefSeq lists its product as uncharacterized. NCBI's taxonomy places the organism in Eukaryota, Metazoa, Arthropoda, Insecta, Hemiptera, Pseudococcidae. The coding region runs from base 254 to 2107 and encodes 617 amino acids. The transcript is spliced from 2 exons. The record is from RefSeq and is a predicted model, not a curated record.